GCUGUGGGUACCAAGAUGGGACCCGAGUCCCUGUCCCCAGUGCAUCACAGAGGUUGCAGGAGCUCGCACAGUCGCACUGUCCAGUGUGGGAGCUGGGCCGGGAACUGCGGAGCGUGGAGUCCUCAGAAGCCAGCUCUCCCGGGCCCAUGAGCACCCUGGAUCGGGCCAUCUCACUGCUGUCACAAAAACGAACAGGAUGCUCAGGGGAGUGUCACAGCAGACAACCAACCAGCUUCCCACUGGCGUCUAAGUCUGUCCUCACAGCAGGGCUGGGACACAGGUGUCAUUAGCCUCACUUUGCGAAGCGGCUCGUCAAGGAUCCCACACUCCGUAUACCGCCCAGCAGGAGCUGAGAGUCUCGGCCCCUCCCGUCCGCCAGACUUUGGCCGGAAAGGAAUUUGGUCCGCCCGACCCUCCGUGUUCACGAGUGAAGCAGCAUGGACGCCGUCAGCCAGGUCCCGAUGGAAGCCGCGCUCCCCAAGCACAUCCUGGAUAUCUGGGUCAUUGUCCUCAUCAUCCUGGCCACCAUUGUCAUCAUGACCUCCCUGUUGCUGUGCCCUGCAACGGCAGUCAUUAUCUAUCGCAUGCGGACUCAUCCUGUCCUCAACGGGGCCGUCUGAGAUCAGUCUCCUAAGAGUGAUGUGGACGAUGUCCCCUCCCCCAACCUCUUCCUUCUCCAGAAAGCAGCAAGAGAGGCUUUGGAGUGUGGGCUCUGGAGCCUGUCCUGUGAGAAGAGACCGGGGUUCUUGUUUGGAUUCUGCCACCGGCCAGCUGUGUGAGUCCAAGCAAGGGACCUAAUUCUGUGGGUUCCAGGUUCCUUCUCUUUUAAAUGGGGAUCAUGAUCCCUGCCCUUCCUACCUCAUAGGGUUGCAAGGACCAAUGACUUGGUGGAGAUGAAAGCUAUUUGCGAUUGUGAGCAGUAAGGCCGCCACUGUGAGGUGUUACUGCUCAAUGCUGAGAAGCUUCGAAGAACCAAAGCACCUAAUUGCUGACAAUGGCCUUCAAGUGGGUGAAGAAGACGCUGGGGGCAGAACAGCCUUCACCAGUGCCCCCAAGGUCGAACAAAGCAAAGGCAUCCUGUCCUCAUUCCAAAGGGCCAGAAGCACCUUGGCUCAAAGACAUUUUCUUUGUGGUACCACUCCCUCAAGUUAUGUAAUUUGGAGGGAAUUGAGCGUAUUAGGGGGAGGGAGUUGGGUGGAGCUUCCCAGGACCUCCUCUGUGCCAGAACAUCUACCCCUGUAACAAUCUAAAGGAGGCUCCGCUAUUUCUUGGCAAUGCCAAGGGAUCUGGGGUGAUGGGCUUCUUUCUGCAUUGGGAGUCUCCUCGCUUUGACACUCAAGCAAUGUUGGGAAACACAGGGUGGCUGAGUGGCCUGGGCAGCCUUCAGGAUCUCCAGCCCCCACCCACUUGUGUGCCCCACAUUCGAGGAGCUCUGUACCCCCACCCUGAGCACCCUCUGUAACCAGCUCCAUGGUGUAAAGUGUCCACCCUUCAUUCCCUCCCACUAGCACUGCAGCCAGUCUAAGCUACAGAUUUUAAGAGAUGUUCCCAGGAUUUUUGGAACUAACUCAAAACAAUGGUUAUUUUAGAUGGUAUGAUCUAUAUUUAUAGAGAGAGAUUUCUGGACCACUCAAGCUUCUUGACCAAAAUCAGGAACAUCUUGGGAUGUAUUAAAUUAUGUAAAAAGAUAGCACAGAUGUCAGAAUAUUGUGUGAACUGAUGCUUUUAUGUGGUCUGAUUUCAUUGAUGUAUACAACCAAUUUCCAAUAAAGUGCUAGAAUGAA
This is a messenger RNA of Lutra lutra (Eurasian river otter), 1784 nucleotides long. It is a transcript of the gene SMIM3, whose product is annotated as small integral membrane protein 3. The transcript is spliced from 2 exons. The coding region runs from base 438 to 620 and encodes 60 amino acids. The record is from RefSeq and is a predicted model, not a curated record. Lineage: Eukaryota; Metazoa; Chordata; Mammalia; Carnivora; Mustelidae.